CUUGGCAAUCAACCUCCGCGGACAUCUUUGUAUCCCGUAUUCAGCAUCGACUAUGACUGCGCAUUUCAGGCAACAAAUCAGCCGUAAAGAAGCGCAGCGUCCUAGUCGCUGUGACCGGCUUUCGCAUCAAAAUGAGCGUCAGAGUGGUCGCCCGUAUCCGGCCGCUUCUCAAGUCAGAACACGAGAAGGACCAGAUUGUCACAAGCCACAGCGGCGCAGACGGUCAACCUACCAUAAUCAAGAUCCCGAACCCCAAAAACUUUGCCGAAGAAUACAGCUUCCAGUUCAGCAGUGUAUACGAGCAGACGGCCACUCAACAAGAGAUUUUUGACGCCGAAGUCGCCCCAACAGUCAAACAUCUUUUCCUCGGCUACGACGUGACCAUCUUUGCAUAUGGCUCCACCGGCACGGGAAAGACGCACACGAUGCGCGGAGGAAAGUCACUGGCCGACCGAGGAAUGAUUCCCCGUCUGCUCAGCAGCAUCUACCGAAAAAGCCGGGCGAUUGAAAAGAGCAGCAAUGGAGAGACCACCGUGGCAGCGUCGAUGAGCUACUAUGAAAUCUACAAUGAUCGAGUUUUCGACUUGUUCGAAGCCCCGGAGAAAAGAACCAUCACCGGCCUACCCAUUCGAGAAGCCGAGGGCGGCAAGACCGUCGUGGUGGGACUGACAGAAGUGCCCUGUGGAUCAUUGAGGGAGUUCGAAAUGCUGUAUGACAAGGCAAAUGCCAACCGCAGCACGGGCGCCACCAAGCUGAAUGCACAUUCUUCGCGGUCGCAUGCCAUCCUCUGCGUGAAAGUGACCAUCACAAGCCCGACCGAGACCAGAGUUAGCACCGCAUCCGCCAUUGACCUGGCUGGAUCAGAGGACAACCGACGGACAGGCAACGGCAAAGAUAGGAUGGUGGAGUCGGCGAGUAUCAAUAAAUCCUUGUUCGUUCUCGCCCAGUGCGUCGAGGCCAUCAGCAAGAAACAACCCAGGAUUCCUUAUCGAGAGUCUAAAAUGACCAGGAUUCUCUCCCUGGGUCAAAACAAUGGGUUUACUGUCAUGAUCCUCAACCUUGCACCGGUGAAAUCCUACCACCUCGACACACUCAGUUCUCUCAACUUUGCCAACCGAACCAAAAAGAUCGAGGUCCGCGAGGUGGAAAAUGAACCCAUCUUCAAGGGACCCCCACGUCAAGCAGCGACGGGAGGUACAACGAUACAACGCCAACCACUACGACCGCUAAGCAAUGGUAUCAAUGUCAAUCUCACUAUAACCCGUGACGCCCCCAGCAAGAAUGAAAAACCGCCCAAGGCCUUCUCGGUAUACUCGGACCGGACCAAACCUGCUCCAGCGAUGAAACCGGCACCUCAAAAAUCGUCCCCAUUGAAGCGCACCGCGGAGACUUCUUUUCUCGGGUCGACCCGUCCGUCCAAGAUCUCCCGGCCUACACCGAACUUCAUCCGUCGAGGACCAGAACCCACCACCUUGACCAAAGCCUCGAUUGAGACAUUGGUGGAGAAGAAAGUAUCCGAGAUUCUGGCCGCUCGAGCGUUGAAUGCACCGGAUCCUGCACCGGCCAAAAACGUCUCGGAAGAAGUCCAGCGGCGCCUGGACAGUAUCGAAAAGAGACUAGAGGGGCAGGAUGGCGAACGUGCAGAAGGACUGAGUUAUUUGUUUAUGGCCAAGCAGCACCAAGCUCGUGGCGAGGAUGGGAGUGUGUUGAAAAUGUAUGAACUUGCCAGACCGUAUUUUCCCGACAACGAGAAGCUACAAAGCAAGAUUGAGCGGUUACGGGAGAAAUUGGCCAGAAAACGAGUCGAGAGCGAACAUGAGUAUGAUGCUCAUGAGCAGACCGAUGAUCUUGGUCAAGGACAACAACCAUUGUCGAGAAGACAUGGCAAGGAAUCUCAUGACGCGGGUCGUGAUCGGAACGAAGAUGGAGACGACGAUAGUUAUCAUGACGAUGGGGCAGAAUCAGACUACCACACCCGCGACAGUGAGUCCGAAGACGGCGGCGACCGAGCACGAUCUCAUCGUGGCCGACCGAAGAAACAGAAACAGACCCGAAAACAGAAUAAGACCCGCAAAGGCAGACCAUCGUCCCCGGAUCCGCUGGCUGACAGAGAUAUGGACGAAGCACGGGUGCAGCCUGGUGACAUGAACAACGUCACUCCUCGCACCCAGCAUCUUCUCGACAUCAUCAAUUCGAGAGAUAUUGCCCGAAUCAAGACCUUGAGCGGCCUCGGUGCUAAACGGGCAGAAGGAAUCGUCGAGUAUUUGAAUACUGCGAUGGCACAGACACAGGCCGACGUCGAGGGUGGGGACCACGAAAAUGUGGAUGUGGCUACUGAAGGUGUGAUGUUGAGAAAUUGGGACGAUUUGACUCGGUUGCGCGGGAUUGGCAAGAAGACCCUCGAGGCCAUGAGAGAGGGUGUACUUGUCUGAACUUGCAACUUCAGUACAUCUUGAAUGUUCAACAUUGAUACUUGAUCCUUGAUCCUUGGAAUGCUUUCGCUGCAGAAUGAAAUGAUUCUACGAGUGUACAAUCCAAAUUAAUUGUUUGACUCUUGUCUCGUAUUAUGAUUUUCCUUCUUCGUCGUUGGUUAUAGUGUAUUUCAAGGCCCAGGCCGCACUUUUUGGUACUCA
Exophiala dermatitidis NIH/UT8656 is the source of this 2633-nucleotide messenger RNA. Its product is annotated as kinesin family member 22. Gene Ontology annotation, biological process: microtubule-based movement; DNA repair. The transcript has 2 exons. Gene Ontology annotation, cellular component: kinesin complex; microtubule. The record is from RefSeq and is a predicted model, not a curated record. Gene Ontology annotation, molecular function: ATP hydrolysis activity; microtubule motor activity; microtubule binding. Lineage: Eukaryota; Fungi; Ascomycota; Eurotiomycetes; Chaetothyriales; Herpotrichiellaceae. Bases 132 to 2432 code for a protein of 766 amino acids.